UGCCCUGCCAUGGACUGGCGAUCUGUCCAGGGUGACCCCGCCUCUCACCUUUUGACAGCUGGAAUUAGGCACCAGUAUCCCUCCCGACCCCAUUGGGAUAAGGGUGUAAGAAAAUUGAUGGAUGGAUGGAUGGAAGCAGCGGGAGCAUGACAUUCUUGAAAAUGUGGACGGGGGAUUAAUUCAGUUAUUUUUUUUCUUGUGAAUCACAAAAGCCUUCGAUUAGAUUUACUUACUUUUCUAAAUAAUGUUAUUAAUACAGUAGUAGUUCUUAGAAAGCGUAAAAUCAACGACCACCCCUCAGCUGUAUAAUCCAGCCCUGAACAGCUGGCUGUCCACUUGGUCAUGUGACCUUCGCAUUCCGUUCAUUCUACGGAAGCCUGUUCGGAUUGGCCCUGCAGACAAAGAACUGCUAACGGUUUUGACAGUUUUGGAGAGACGCCGAGCCGCCGACGAAAACUGUCUUGAAAUGUAACUAAUUUAUAAAUAUCCGCCUCGCCUACGUAUGUUCACAAAAUAAAGAAAAUGAUUGAUGGUGGCUGUUGGGAGCAGGAUUGCCUGGAAGACGGCAUCCAGUCGGACAGAUUGAUGCCUGGAGACAAAACCUCUGCAAGAGGGCAUAAGUUCUCCAACACCUUCUUCAUGGAGACCGGUCCUGGAAAUCCCGUCCCUCAGGCCGUCUGCGUGAAUCUGGAGCCCACCGUCAUUGCAGGAUGUGAAACAGAUGCUGGUGGUUAAAGAAGAAGCCCCAGAAGACGAAAAACCUAAUGUGGACCUGAGUGACCUUAAGCUCUGCCACAUAAAGGAGGAAGAGGAGAGAGUCUGUAUCAGUCAGGAGGAAGAGCUGUUCAAUGUGAAGGAGGCGAUGGAAAGUACCAUAAAGAGUGAGGAUGAUAAACAGUCCCCUCUGCUCUCACAGCUUUAUCAAAACCAAAUUAAAAACAGAGAACCUCCGGAAGAAAACAAUGGAGGAGAAUCCAUCAAGACAGAAGAUCAUGAAGAUGGUUCCAACUCCUUAGAGCCUGAAGACACCAAGAAGGAUGAAGAGGACGAUGAUUUAAAGCAUCCUGUCUCUGAGAUGAAACACUUGGAGUAUGGACUGAAAACUGAGGACAUGGACAAUGACUGGAAGGAGAGCAGAGCGCCUGAGUCAGAUGGGAACCAAGCUAACAAACCAGAUUCAGAAACAGAGUCUCCAAGCUCGUUGGAUAUUAAGAAAUGUGCUACAGAGUACAAAAAUGUUGACUCACAAAGGAAGGUCCAAACUGGAGAGAAAUUUAACUGUGAAGACUGUGGAAAAACAUUUAUUAGAAAACAGAAUUUAAGUAGGCACAUGAAAAGCCACACAGGGCAGAAACCUUUCUGUUGUGAUCUCUGUGGACACAAAUUUAGCGAAAAAUCAUAUUUAACCGCACACAUGAGAAUCCACACAGGUCAGAAACCUUUCUGUUGUGAUAUCUGUGGGCAUAGAUUUAACCAAAGAGCACAUUUAAUCAUGCACAUGAGAAUCCACACAGGGCAUAAACCUUUUUGUUGUGAUGUCUGUGGACAUAGAUUUAGCCAAAAAGCAAAUUUAAUUAUGCACAUGAGAAUCCACACAGGAGAGAAACCUUUCUGCUGUGAUAUCUGUGGGCAUAGAUUUAGCCAAAAAUCAUAUUUAACCAGACACAUGAUAAUCCACACAGGACAGAAACCUUUUUGUUGUGAUAUCUGUGGACAUAGAUUUAGCAAAAAAGCACAAUUAAUCUCACACAUGGAGAUCCACACACGACAGAAGCCUUUCUGUUGUGAUGUAUGUGGAAACAGAUUUAGUUAUAAAUCAUACUUAAAGACACACAUGAGAAUCCAUACAGGACAAAAACCGUUCUGUUGUGAUAUCUGUGGACACAGAUUCUUCCAAAAAGCCAAUUUAAACAGACACAUGAUGAUCCACACAGGACAGAAACCUUUCUGUUGUGACCUCUGUGGACAUAGAUUUUUCCAUAAAUCACAGUUAAACACACACAUGAGAAUACACACAGGACAGAAACCGUUCUGUUGUGAUAUCUGUGGACACAGAUGUAACCGAAAAACACUUUUAAACAGACACAUGAAAAGCCACACAGGAGAGAAACCUUUCUGUUGUGAUAUCUGUGGACACAGAUGUAGCCGAAAAUCACAUUUAAUCAUACAUAUGAGAAUCCACACAGGAGAGAAACCUUUCUGUUGUGAGAUCUGUGGAUACAAAUUUAGACAUAAAUCAACGUUAAGCACACAUAUGAUAAUCCACACAGGAGAGAAAAUAUCUCUAUUAUGACUCAAACUGCACAGCUGCUGUUGGCUGUGAAAUAUUUAUGCGUCAUCAUUCAAGGUGACAUCAUUCACUUUAUUUUGAAGAUUCUAUUUAUUGAACAUUUUAAAGUUAUAACAGUCCUGUACAGUGCAGAUACAAAUUAUUUAAGACAUGUAGCAAAUCCUGAAUACAUCCACAGCAAUGUCCUUCUUAGGUAUUACCUUUCAGGCAGUGGUCCAUGGAGUUCUCAGGUACUCCCAACACUUUACCAAGUUUUACUGUAAAAUGUUUUUCUGAUAUUAAAUCUUAGACUUUCCUGAGAAAUAUAGUCUGAUAUCUAGGAUUUCCACAAAUGUAUUGGGCAAUUUAGAGAGGCUCCAGUUGUGUCUUUACUAUACAUGUACAAAAAUAUAGAGACAUUUUGUUAGAUAUUAUACUGAAUUUCUCUGAAUCCAAAUACUUGUGGAUAAUUUUGAGAGUAAAAGUAAAAUUUCCUCCCAUAUUUCUGUGUUUAUUGAUAUUUUUAACUGACUCUCUCAUAAUUUUAUUAGAAUUGGUAGAUGGUAUUCAACUGUUGUAGCUUGGCAAAAAAAAUGGAUACAAAGUGAACUUGUUUGAGACUAGAAGAGUUUUUUCUUAUCAGUUAAAUCCAUAAAUCACAGUUAAACACAGAAACGUGUGUCUCUGUCCUGUGUGUACAGAACACACAGGACAAUUGAGGAAUUCCUCUCAAUUCCUCAAGUGAGAGGAAGUGAUUCCUCUCAGUUUCAUCUGGGAUAUUGAGAGGAAUCAUUGUAGUAUGUAAAUAGUGACUGAUCUAAAAGUAUUUAUGAGAUUCCUUCGUUUGUAGUUUGUAUGUGGCCUAUAGGGACUGGAAUGUUUAGAAUUUUCCUCCGUCCCAUAGAUCGCUAAUAUAAUUCAAAACAUUCCAGUCCCUACAGGCCACAUACACCAAAGGUCCAGAGGGCGAUGUGAAGGUUGGCUGUUGCAAAGGCCUGGGUUCAGCUCCACCACAAGAUUGAUCUGAUGUACGCCAAGCGCUCCUUGGUUCAUUGGCGUGAGGGUGAGGGCAUGGCGGACGGAGGGUUCUCUGAGGCCAGGAAGGACAUGGCUGCACUGGAAAAGGAUUAUGAGGAGGUUAGAAUUGCCACAAAGUUACCUGAAGCAAGUUCUAUAUAAGUUCUGAAGUUUUUUCACAUGGUGUUUAGUUUUGAAGAAUUUUAAAAUGUUGGCACCACAACCAAUUUUUGGAUGAAUGUUCAUGGUUUGAAAAUAAUUAUUUAUGUUCGAACUUUACAUUCCAUUGUGUGGUAAGAAACCUAUUUUGUCUUUGUUUGUCCAGUACAUGUCUGUGAAUCAAUAGAAAAUUACUUAAAAUCUGUUCAGUAAGAAUGUAAAUACUGUGUUCCUCUUUAUGUGAUUAAAUUGACUCUGGAAAAUAUUGAAAAUGUGAUCUUGUGCCUGUUAACAGGAACCUUCUUUAAUCCUCUGUAGUGCUUAUACUGUGAUUGGGUAAUAUUUAUGCAUUUUAUUCCCCAAUAAAAACUAAAGUAUUGGAAUUGGUUUC
Xiphophorus hellerii (green swordtail) is the source of this 3836-nucleotide messenger RNA. Its product is annotated as gastrula zinc finger protein XlCGF57.1-like. Bases 722 to 2293 code for a protein of 523 amino acids. Gene Ontology annotation, biological process: regulation of transcription by RNA polymerase II. The record is from RefSeq and is a predicted model, not a curated record. Gene Ontology annotation, molecular function: DNA-binding transcription factor activity, RNA polymerase II-specific; RNA polymerase II cis-regulatory region sequence-specific DNA binding. Lineage: Eukaryota; Metazoa; Chordata; Actinopteri; Cyprinodontiformes; Poeciliidae. The transcript is spliced from 3 exons.